AUGGCUAGUUUGAACAGUCCUAUACAUGUGGACGAUGGGUUUAAUGAGUAUGAAAGUGCUGCAAAAUGUCAAAAGUCUACCACUUCAAAGGUGUGGGAUGAAAUGACAAAGCUUGAAUGCGAGAACAAAAAUGAAUUGAAGGCACAAUGUAAUCACUUUAAAGCUGGUUUAGAACUUGCUGAUGAUGUUGUUGGUAAGAUUCGAAAAGGAAUUAAGUACAUAAAAAAGUCGGGAACUCGUAGGAAAAUAUUUUAUGAUGUGGCCGACAAAAGUUUUCAUUUGAAUGUGACCAAAAAGUUACGUCAAGAUGUCUGUGUGAGAUGGAAUUCUACUUAUUUGAUGCUUGAAUCUUCUCUUUACUGUAAAGAUGUGCUAGAUUAUUGGGGCCAACGGGAUAAAGAUUAUCAAAUAUUUGCACUUUCUAACGAGGAGUGGAGAAACGUUUACAAGGUCUUGCUUGAUACAGUUAAAGGUCCUUAUUCGUUUUUAACUCCAAUGGUUAAGCAAAUGCAAGAGAAAUUUAAUAAAUAUUGGGCUGAGUAUUCGUUGAUAUUGUCAUGUGCUGCAAUUUUAGAUCCUCGUUACAAGUUGAAUUAUGUGCAGUAUUGCUUUACUAAAAUAUAUGGUAUUCAUGCUUCAGAUUUUGUUAAAACCAUUCUUAGCAAUCUUAGACUCUUAUUUGACGAGUAUGUUAAGAAAUCCAAAUCCACGUCUUCCUCUUUGCCUGGGAGUUCUAAUGUUUCAGAUAAAAAUCCUGUUGAUUCUAGUUUGGAUGAAUACAAUGUUAAUAGUGUUGAUUUUGAGGGAUAUUUUGAUGAGAGUGAUGAUUAUAAAAGGUAUUUAAAUGAAUCUAACACUAGGAGUGAAAAGUCACAGUUGGACAUUUAUUUGGAAGAACCGGAGUUUGAGUUGAAUAGUCAAAUAGAUGUUUUGGAUUAUUAG
Gossypium arboreum is the source of this 942-nucleotide messenger RNA. RefSeq names its product zinc finger BED domain-containing protein DAYSLEEPER-like. Lineage: Eukaryota; Viridiplantae; Streptophyta; Magnoliopsida; Malvales; Malvaceae. Bases 1 to 942 code for a protein of 313 amino acids. The transcript is spliced from 3 exons. The record is from RefSeq and is a predicted model, not a curated record. Gene Ontology annotation, molecular function: DNA binding.